Molecule: messenger RNA, 1716 nt
Organism: Myiozetetes cayanensis
Lineage: Eukaryota; Metazoa; Chordata; Aves; Passeriformes; Tyrannidae
Gene: CCDC51
Product: coiled-coil domain containing 51
Exons: 5
Coding region: 370-1629 (419 amino acids)
Source: RefSeq, a predicted model, not a curated record
CCUCCCGGCCCGACAUGGCUCCGCUCGCUCCGCCCGCCGCGCCCGCCCCUUCCGCCGCCGCCGCCGCUUCCGCCGGGGCCGGGGCAGAGUUGUGAGUACCUGUGACACCAAGUGUGAAACCACAAGGCAGAAUUUCAUAGUGCAGUCACUGCUGUGCUGAAGCACUAAAUUCUUCUGAAGCUACUCCUGCUGGCGCUGGAUCUGCACAUGAUUGGUGUUCACGCCGUGAGCGAGUUAGUAAUCAAGAAGCAUGAAGCAUGGUGGGAGUACUUCCUAACAGCAGAAAAGCAGGAAUCUGUGGCACAAUUGCACUUUAUUGGAAUUGUGGCAAGUUUUCUAGCACAUUUAGUCAGUGAUUAAAUUGAAGACAUGGGGCCAAUGAAAUAUAAAUCAAGUGUGUCCUCAGUGUCCUGUGGCCUGCAAUACCACCAUUCGUUGAUGAAGUGGAGUCCCAAAAUGAAUUUACAUGUAGUGAGGACUUACUGCUCCUCAGGACCCAAGAGGCCUGAAACCAAGUCUGCCAUAGAAAUGGCCAUGGGCCUCCUUCAUCGACUCACAGAAACUGGGACUGUGAUGGGAAAACAAUCCCUUCAAAAAGCAUCUGCAACAUGCAAGAAUUGGUGGGACAAAUAUGAAGAGUUUGUUGGAAUUAAUGAAGUUCGAGAGGCUCAAGGAAAAGUGACAGAGGCAGAAAAUGUCUUUAUGAUAGCUCGAGGGAUAGUACGAGAGGCUCGUGAAAAUGUAGAAGCCCAACAGAUAAAACUGAAGGAAAUUCGGGACCGCUUAGACAGGGUCUCUCGGGAUGACACCCAGUAUUUAGAACUGGCUACUCUGGAACACAGGUUGCUGCAGGAAGAGAAGAGGUACCGAGCUGCAUAUUUAAAUGCAGAAGAAUCAGAGAGAGAAAAAUUCUCUCUCUUCUCUGCAGCUGUAAGGGAAAGCCAUGAGAAAGAGCGCACAAGAGCUGAGAAAACUAAGAACUGGUCUAUUAUUGGUUCUGUGCUGGGAGCCGUUAUAGGUGUUCUUGGUUCCACCUAUGUAAAUCGAGUAAGGCUGCAAGAAUUGAAAGUCUUGGUGCUUGAAGCGCAAAAGGGCCCAAUAAAUUUACAAGAAGCAAUCAAAGAACAGGCCUCCAGCCAUUACUCACAGCAAAAGGAUCUCAGUGAUGUCAUAGAAGACCUGAAAAAAGUGCUGCAAACAACAGAAUCGAAAGGAGUAAAAGAGGGCGCUUUGUUAACUAGAGAAACCAGGAAUGACUCCAUAAAACUAGAUUCACUUUUAACUCCUUUAAACGAACAGCUAAACUACAUUAAACAAGUCAGUUCAUGUCUAGGGAGUUUACAGCAGCAGUUUAACAGUCUGCAGGAAAGUAUCACGCAGGUGCUGUCUGAGAUGCAGAGCGUUAAACUCGCGAUCCACUCUAGACCUACGGAAAGGGUGAUCCCGAGGUCUUCAGGGGAGGGCAAGGGCCAGGCUUCUGCUGUGAGAGAUGUGAUUUUGGAAUUGUGUGAUACCGAGCGGAGACUGGAAACACAAAUCAAGAGAAGUUCUAUUUACAGCACUGCACUGACGUGUGCUAUGUUUGCUAUUACUCUGCCUGUACUCUAUAUUAUACUUAAAGGGAACUGAUCCCUGAUUAAUCGCCACAAUUUACUAGAUUAAUAAAGGUGAGCUUGCACUCUAAGUAGUUAGAGUACAAGUCCAAAUAAAGCUGCC